AUGAUGUCUAAGUGUGUUUAUGGCUUUUUCGCUCUGGUUUUUAUAGAAAUUAUUCAAUGUGAUCUGCUAGUUUUUUGGGGAUAUCCAACUGUCGAAACAACUUUUUGUGUCAAUAUUACUGUAGUUUCAUUUGACAACUGCAAGGUAACAUGCCAAAAGUCUUUGAGUUGUAUGUUAGCAUCAGGAAGUGGGAAUAAUUGUAUGUUAUGUGACAUCUAUACAGUCAGUUCAAUUGCAAAAUCAACCAAAGAAAUCGGAAUAAAAACUGCAGUUAAAGUGAAUCCGAUUGACGGAGAUAAAUGUACUUCCGAUACCGAUGGAACUGUUUUCAGCGGACAAGUGACUAACAACACAACUCCACUGUCGAGAAAUUCAGCAGCAAGUGCUUGUAAAUCGAAAUGGAACAUUGGAUUAACAGCGUUGAACUCAAUUGCUGAAAGAAAUUAUGUUCUCGAGUCUGCUAGGGAAAUAGUUGGAAAGCACCCUGCCUAUAAAUAUACAUCAAUAUGGUUGAACGGAGCUUUGAGAGCUGAUUGUGACUUUGUUGGAUCUCAAAAUACAGCAGAAUGUUCUGGAAUGAAAGCCUACGAGUAUAUUGGAGAUCUGAUAACCUCUUUGGAAGCGUAUAAGUUUGCUCCGGGAACACCUAAUUACACAAAAAUAGAGGGGUCUUCUCAAUCUUGCCUUCAAUUAAUGUCGUCUCAAUCAGAAACAAAAGACAAUGGACUCGUCAAAAAUUCCGUAUGCGGAACAAAUUGCAAUGAAGAUAAUUCCAUUUGUGCAUUAACUUUCGUAUGUGGGCAUUAA
Messenger RNA from Caenorhabditis remanei, 807 nucleotides. RefSeq lists its product as uncharacterized. The record is from RefSeq and is a predicted model, not a curated record. The transcript has 7 exons. NCBI's taxonomy places the organism in Eukaryota, Metazoa, Nematoda, Chromadorea, Rhabditida, Rhabditidae. Bases 1 to 807 code for a protein of 268 amino acids.